Molecule: messenger RNA, 1714 nt
Organism: Tigriopus californicus
Lineage: Eukaryota; Metazoa; Arthropoda; Copepoda; Harpacticoida; Harpacticidae
Product: regulator of G-protein signaling loco-like
Molecular function (GO): protein binding; GTPase activator activity
Source: RefSeq, a predicted model, not a curated record
UGGCAUCCAAUCUGUAAUCAGCGUUGAAAUAUCUUUAAUAUAAAGCGACUGGUUUGCCUCCCUAAAAAUGCCCUCAACAUCACCAGAAAAUCACAACCAUGGGUACCAUUGAACCACACCUAACGCGAUUUACUAACCCAUCUUCAUUUGUUGGAUGGAAAUUCGUCGAAAUAUGCAAUCCCAAUACUUGACUUCUGUCCAAUCAAAAAAGAUUCAAACAACUUCAACGUUGUCAUAUUUGGCCCAAUUUCAGUCGGCUAACUGACCCUCUUAGCUAUGGGAAACUUGGGUAACUCCUACUGAAGAUGGUUAUGGGUGGUUGAAAACCAGUGAACGAAAGAGGGUGGACCUUCCGUCCCGUGUUUACCAUCCCUUUUCCAGGUAUCAGCCUGGUAACCAUCGGGUCCUGGCCCCUCCUUCAUAUAUUGGAUCCAGGAUUGACCUCCACCCAGGAUGCAUUGACCUCAAACCACCCCCAUUUUGGCGCCAAUCAACAAUCGAGUGACAUAUCCCAAGAUUGCGACUGACUGUUCUUAAAAAGGGUUCUCAGAGGGGAUUGACCCGAGAUUAGCCGCAUCAUGUCGGCCUUUACGGCUCGACGGAUGAAGAAACGGCCUUCCUUCGGGAUUCGGAGCGUAGAAUUGGCUCGCAGUGGGUCGGGUUUUGGAUUCACGGUUUCCGGUCAGCAGCCCGCGAUUUUGAGUAACAUCGUGCCGCAUUCCCCCGCUCAUGUGGCGGGACUGCGGGCCGGUGACCAUGUGAUAGCCGUGAAUGGCUUGAACGUGUCCAAACACACCCAUGAAGCCGUGGUAGAAGCCAUUGGGCAAUCCUUGGGGAUUCUGAGCUUGCAAAUUGCCGAGGAUUACUGUUCAAGUAGUGAUGAUGAGCGGGAUUUGAACGAGUCCGCCCCGAGAAAUUCCGGGUUCUUCUCGGACGACGAGGAAUAUGCGGGCGGGGGACGGGUGCCUUGGCUCCGACCCAUCCAUGUGCGGGGAAAUAGUGCCGACUCGACCUUGACCGAGGCCAGUAUUCCUCCUCGACCUCGACCCAAGAAAAGCUCGCCCAAGAAGAUGGCCAAAGUGGGACCGACUCGAUCGGCCAUGAAGAUGCCUUCGCCAUCCAAAUCGAAACAGGUGGAUCUAAUGGGCUCCGAGGAACUGCAUUUGACUGAGACCGAGAUCAACUCGUUUCUACAUCCAACUCUGAGUGAGCUCCGUCAGAGCAUCAAGCAACGGAACACGCAGUACAACCAGAUUGCCGUGGAUGAAUCUUUGUAUAAGGCGGUGGUGGGCUAUUUGGGCACGAUUGAAAUGCCCAAGGAGAAAGACCCUUCGUCAUCGAAUAAUCUCAUGGCCAUUCGCAAUUGCAUCAAACGACUCCGAGUCGAGAAGAAAGUCCACACCAUGGUGCUUAUGUGUAUUUUCGAGGACAAAAUUGUGCUCAUCAAUCAUCACGGCCUGAAACUGGCGGAUUACCCUUCGAAUCAAAUCACGUUCUGUGGGAAGUGCACCGACGACAAGCGCUUCUUCGGUUUGGUCACAACGCGGUCACUGGAUUUGGACCAUGAAGGUUUCUCCAGUUCGUGCCACGUGUUCAUGACGGAGCCGGUCACCGAUCAGGUCGAAAUGGAUCGUCGUGCCAAGGCGUUCCAAUUCGAAUUGACUUAUCACAACCAUGAUCCACAAUUGUGCCGUGAGUUCCCUUCCAAUGCCGA